CGCAUGAAAACCGGCCUGCGCAUCGCAUCUGCGCGUCAGCCGAGUCACGCAACGCACCGGAAAUCUACCUAGCGGCAGCCAAUGAAAUGCAGGCCUCAGUUCAUACACCAUCCGGUCUUCCGGUUAGCUACUUGCUGUUGGACGGCGUGCACCACAGUCGAGGAUGGCAACAUCGUCCAAGAAGUUGCAAAGAUUUUGGGAAAAUGAUAGCUUAAUUUGCGAGGUUAAGAGGAGACCUCCCCUUUGGGACAUCCGGCUUCACGAGUUCCGCGAUCUGCUUCUCAAAGCCACUCUUUGGCAAGAAGUCUCCGCAGCGGUGGGGUGCACAGCGAAGCACGCCGCAACCAGGUGGCGGACACUACGGGAUACAUUCUUCCGCAAAAGUAAAGAACAACAAGCUUCGCAGAGAAGUGGCGCGGCUGAAGUCGUAAAAUGCAAAUGGCCACAUUUCUACAAAUUGAUGUUUCUCAGAACAGUCAGCGUAUCUAAACGUACAAAAUCCGACUUGGAGGGCACUGAGAUUGAGGAAGCACCACACAUGCAGAGCAUUCCGCAAACACCUGAAGAGAUGGUUUCUUCUUGGAUAAACAAAAGCCACGGGAAUGAAGGUGUGGGUGGCUCAGAAAGUCAUGCAGCUGAGGACACAUCACCUGCAGGGGAUCCAGAAGAAUUCACGGAUUCGUCGAGCAGCCAGUCUUCUGCAAAAAGCUACACUCCAAGUAGCUCAAGGAAAAGGAAGCAGAGCCCCAGUAGUGAGGGUUACACGGACAGAGUGAUAGGCGUUCUCAGGUCUGAAUUAUGGGAAUCUCCUCCAGACCACAUUGAGCACUUUUUGAUGUCACUGCGCGAUGAGAUGCGGAGAUGCCCAGAGCGAUUGGCACUCCAAAUGAAAAUUGAUAUUCUCAGGGUUAUACAAAAAUAUGUACACGAGAAUUGAUAUUUUGUUUUCACUCGCGGCACCUACGUUAUCGCGCUAUUUUUAAAGAGGUUUGCGACACGUUUUCACAGUUAUACUCGAUAGAUGUAACAGACUGUUGUCUGCGUUGAUUUUUUAUCUAUUUAUUUCUCAUACGGGAAGGACCCCCUAUA
Messenger RNA from Ornithodoros turicata, 1089 nucleotides. RefSeq lists its product as uncharacterized. The transcript has 4 exons. Gene Ontology annotation, cellular component: nucleus; transcription regulator complex. Bases 164 to 937 code for a protein of 257 amino acids. Gene Ontology annotation, biological process: regulation of transcription by RNA polymerase II. Lineage: Eukaryota; Metazoa; Arthropoda; Arachnida; Ixodida; Argasidae. The record is from RefSeq and is a predicted model, not a curated record. Gene Ontology annotation, molecular function: DNA binding.